GCCAUUACAGUCUCCCACACGCCACAUCAUCUUGGAAUACUAUUACUGGAAAAGCAUUCAAAUACUGCAAUGCCAUUAACCCAAAAUUACACGAAUAUUUAGAAUCUUCAGAAAAACGAACACAAAGGAAAAGCAUAUAGGAUUGAGAAAUCUGCUAAAUUACGGCGCAAUUUUCCUUUGCAUCUGUAGCAGGCAUGCAUAAAGCAUACCAGCCACUCAAACUUGCUGCUAAUAAAUAUCUGCAGAACAAAUGGGACCAGGAGCACUAUGAAGAGCAUCGAAAGAAGGUGAGGGAAGCCAAACCCAUAAUAGACACCAAAGGGAUCCGAACGCCAACCCACAUUCAAGUAAAGCUAAAGAAAGCACAGGUUCAAGAGGAGCGGCAAGCCAUCAUCCACAGAGAUAACCAACUGCUAGCGUCUAAACUAGCUGAUAUUCAGCAUUCUAAAGGGCGCAUAGACCACAGGAACUUCUAUCCAGUACGUAGUCUGAACUCUGAGAGGAGGAGGGCCGAGCUACUGCAGGUGACUCAUGAGAAUCGGACCAUCUAUGAGCGGAUUACAGCACAGGAAUCUGAAUACAGACGGGAACUGUGGGAGGAGAACUGGGCAAAAACCGAGCAAAGGCGAGAUGGUAUUACGUGCUAUCCACGGGGAGUGGCUGAUAAGCAGAAGGUGAAGAAAAGUGUCAAGUUUUUGGGAGGAGCACCAGGCCGGACGCUGAGCUCAUCCAGUAGAACAGAAGAUGGCGAAACCACAGACGAAGAUCUCCAACAUCAGUGAUGACUCAUUCUUCCAGGGUCCUACCACCGCUAACUAGGCGAUGACAUGGUACCCUUCAGAACAUUAAGACCAUGAAUGUAUAUACAGGAUUAAAAGGAACAUCUGGAUUUCUAUAGGAAGACAUUCUCACUAUUCCACUAUGCUCCUAAAUCUCGAUGGCUUUCAUAUCUAGUGUUUGGUGGCCAGUGGGUGGCAGCAUAAUACUUUAGAAUAACGUUAUUCAUUCAGCUGCAGUAAACACUUUAUACUUUAUUUCUAGUGAAUUGAACAACUUCGGGCUUUCAAGAGUCUGUUAAUUAAAAUGACUUGGAAGGCAGGUAGAAUUUCUCAGAAUUUCAACUGUUACAUAUAAGUGAGUCCUUUUUUACUACAAAUUCACAACAGGUUCUCAUCCUAGACCUGCUCGCUACGAUGUUGUUUUUGUCAUAUGAGAUUCAGCUGAAAUGAAACACAAUCAUGUAUGUUAUGUAGAGUGGUGCUUGAGUGGUGCUUUCUGCAUAAAUGACCUAAAACAUCAUGAUUUUCACAUAGAAGUCCAAAAAGUAGAUAAAAAGGACCAAAUUAAACAAAUGAGACAAAAAUAUUAUACUUGGUCAUUUAUUUAUUCAUGAAAAUGAUCCAAUAUUGCCUAUCUGUGAGUGGUAAAAGUAUGUGAACCUAUUCUUUCAGUAUCUGGUGUGACCCCCUUGUGCAGCAAUAACUGCAACUAAACGUUUCCAGUAACUGUUGAUCAGUCCUGCACAUCGUCUUGGAGGAAUUUUAGCCCGUUCCUCAGUAUAGAACAGCUUCAACUCUGGGAUGUUGGUGGGUUUCCUCACAUGAACUGGUUGUUUCAGAUCCUUCCACAGCAUUUCUAUUGGAUUAAGGUCAGGACUUUAA
Ictalurus punctatus (channel catfish) is the source of this 1661-nucleotide messenger RNA. RefSeq names its product sperm axonemal maintenance protein CFAP97D1. The record is from RefSeq and is a predicted model, not a curated record. Bases 195 to 782 code for a protein of 195 amino acids. Lineage: Eukaryota; Metazoa; Chordata; Actinopteri; Siluriformes; Ictaluridae. The transcript has 5 exons.